Molecule: messenger RNA, 2073 nt
Organism: Pseudopipra pipra
Lineage: Eukaryota; Metazoa; Chordata; Aves; Passeriformes; Pipridae
Gene: ART4
Product: ADP-ribosyltransferase 4 (inactive) (Dombrock blood group)
Molecular function (GO): NAD+-protein-arginine ADP-ribosyltransferase activity; NAD+ poly-ADP-ribosyltransferase activity
Source: RefSeq, a predicted model, not a curated record
UGUACCCAAUGUAAACAGUCCAACAAGGUGCAGCUCUCCAGUGGUGUAAGGGUAGGAUUGGCAACACAUGAUUAGAAACCAGGGGGUGAUAAGGAAGAGAAGGACAGUUAGGUUAUCUCUGCUUCCAGAUGGGAUCCCAACCUACUCUGCAUUUCUGUGUUGGCUUUAUGAGAGCCAACUUCUUUAAAAGGGCUUUUUAAGCUCUUGACCAGGGAGUACUCAUCCUGACACAUCACUCCUCAGGGGACAACUGCCUUAGACUUCUCCAAGCCAUGAUUUUCUUCCUUUUUGCAAGAACAAGAACACUGGAUACCUUGGAAUUAAAAGAGCUAUUAAGGUGACGGACACUCACAUCAGCUGGAGUUGGUGCAACAGACCUUUCCUUAUGGAUUGUGGGCACAUUUCUACCAGUAAAUUGUCUGCUUGGAUGAUUAAUGACUUCUGAAUUGCUGUAAGAAUCUGGUGAAUGAUCUUUGGUUGAAGAACUGUCACCAAAACCUGAGUGCAAAUUACAAACUGCAGAAUUUUCCAGUUCAGGAAAAAAGGGAAAGAAACAGAUGUAAAUGACCUCUUCUUGAACAAAAUGUUCUUUCCAGUGCCUUGGGUGGACUCUAGGAAGCCAGUGCUGCUGGGCAGCCUCCUGUUGCUGAUCUCCUCACAAAUAUUGGCUAUGUCCCCCAUCCUGAUGGAUAUGGCUCUGAAUUCUUUUGAUGACCAGUAUCUGGGGUGCAGAGAGGAAAUGAUGGAAGAACUGGAGCAAGGAGACUAUUUUCAAAAGGAAAUAGCUGCUAACAAGGACUAUUUGAGCCUCUGGAAGAAGGCUCAGGAGGCUUUGUUAAAGAGCCCUGUAGGUCUCCUGAGGGAGAUGCAUGACAGCCAUGGUAUAGUCCUCAUGGCUUACACCAUGAACUCUUCCCUGCACUCUCAGCUGAACUCGGCUACAUCUACAGCAGGAAUCUCUCCAGAGCACUACAGACACAAUUUCAGUUUCAAAUAUUUUCACUUUUACCUAACAACUGCUAUCCAGAUAAUGAAGGAAUGGCAGAGCAGCAAGGAAAGCAUGGGGAAACAUAAGUGCUACCAGGUGCACAGGGGUGUAAAAGACUUAUAUAUCGAGGCCACGGUAGGCAGCAGGGUGCGAUUUGGCCGUUUCACUUCCGCCUCCCGCCUCAGGAGUGAAGCCCAGAAGUUUGGGAAUGAAACUUUGUUUACAGUGACUACUUGCCUGGGAGCAGCUAUGCAAGGCUUUUCUUACUACACAUCUGAGAAGGAAGUCCUCAUUCCCCCUUAUGAGAUAUUUCUUGUCAAAAACUUCAUUCAGACACAGGAUGGUAACCGGCUGCAUCUUCAUUCUGUGGGGAACUACAGCAAGUACCACUGCCAGCUGGUGGAAGGUAUUGUAUACAGCCUCUCCUACGCGGUGGGGGCAAGGACAGUCUGGUCUCCACUACCCCAAGCAGCCCUCACCGGUUGCACCUACACAGGGUCACACUCAAGGGCAAAUCUGUAGCUUGCCUGCUAUAUUCACCUACAAGAGCCAUAUGGCCCAGAUUUUACCCAUUUGCUGUGAAACCUGGGAGAACUCCACAGGUCACUAAAGAUGAAGCCACCUGAUACACAUCAGGUCUCAGGGUUCUUUGCAGCCUCCAUUUGUCCCAGGUGCCUUUGCAAGGAUGUUGUAGGACUCACGCAUUUGGGUCCCCAGUGUUCUUAUUGCAAAGGCAGGCGAGAUUUGCUGGCAGUUUGAACCCAGAUAUUUAUGCUGGUGGUUUGCAAGGCUGCUACACUUCCAGCAUCAGGACUACUCUAGUCCACUACCACUUUGUGAAGCUACUACUUAUCUCUGUCAAGCUGAGGUUAGUGUAAACAAACUAUUGGUGCCUUAACUGUGAUCUCUCUCCUGAGACAGAAGGGAGAAAAGGUAUCCUUUGGCAAGGAACACACUGAGUUUCCUGGCUAUAGGGAUAAGUCUGUGCUGGAAGACCUCAUUGGGCCUGUUCCACAUCUCCAUCUUUCUGUAAGUCCACCACCAAUACUGGACUCUUGCUUUUAUCUCUUUGGAGAGUAAUGUGU